This is a messenger RNA of Hyaena hyaena (striped hyena), 1877 nucleotides long. RefSeq names its product N-myristoyltransferase 1 (gene NMT1). Gene Ontology annotation, molecular function: glycylpeptide N-tetradecanoyltransferase activity. Gene Ontology annotation, biological process: N-terminal peptidyl-glycine N-myristoylation. Gene Ontology annotation, cellular component: cytoplasm. NCBI's taxonomy places the organism in Eukaryota, Metazoa, Chordata, Mammalia, Carnivora, Hyaenidae. Bases 19 to 1509 code for a protein of 496 amino acids. The record is from RefSeq and is a predicted model, not a curated record. The transcript is spliced from 12 exons.
CGGCUCUUGCAACUCAAGAUGGCGGACGAGAGUGAGACAGCAGUGAAGCCGCCGGCACCUCCGCUGCCGCAAAUGAUGGAAGGGAACGGAAACGGCCAUGAGCACUGCAGCGACUGCGAGAACGAGGAGGACAACAGCUACAGCCGGGGUGGUUUGAGUCCAGCCAAUGACACUGGAGCCAAAAAGAAGAAAAAGAAACAAAAAAAGAAGAAAGAGAAAGGCAAUGAGACAGAUUCAGCCCAGGACCAGCCUGUGAAGAUGAACUCUUUGCCCGCAGAGAGGAUCCAGGAAAUACAGAAGGCCAUUGAACUGUUUUCAGUGGGUCAGGGACCCGCCAAAACCAUGGAGGAGGCUAGCAAGCGAAGCUAUCAGUUCUGGGACACGCAGCCAGUCCCCAAACUGGGAGAAGUGGUGAACACGCACGGGCCCGUGGAGCCUGACAAAGACAACAUCCGCCAGGAGCCCUACACCCUGCCCCAGGGCUUCACCUGGGAUGCCUUGGACCUGGGGGACCGUGGUGUGCUAAAAGAGCUCUACGGCCUCCUGAACGAGAACUACGUGGAGGAUGACGACAACAUGUUCCGGUUCGACUACUCCCCGGACUUUCUGCUGUGGGCUCUCCGGCCGCCUGGCUGGCUUCCCCAGUGGCACUGUGGGGUUCGAGUGGUCUCGAGUCGGAAACUGGUUGGGUUCAUCAGUGCCAUCCCAGCAAACAUCCACAUCUAUGACACAGAGAAGAAGAUGGUGGAGAUCAACUUCCUGUGUGUCCACAAGAAGCUGCGCUCCAAGAGGGUGGCUCCGGUCCUGAUCCGGGAGAUAACCCGGCGAGUUCACCUGGAGGGCAUCUUCCAAGCUGUUUACACUGCUGGCGUGGUGUUACCGAAGCCCGUCGGCACCUGCAGGUACUGGCAUCGGUCCCUAAACCCGCGGAAGCUGAUUGAAGUGAAGUUCUCCCACCUGAGCAGAAAUAUGACCAUGCAGCGUACCAUGAAGCUCUACCGACUGCCAGAGACUCCCAAGACAGCUGGGCUGCGACCAAUGGAGAAAAAGGACAUUCCAGUAGUGCACCAGCUCCUCAGCAGGUACCUGAAGCAGUUCCACCUGACACCGGUCAUGAGCCAGGAGGAGGUGGAGCACUGGUUCUACCCCCAGGAGAAUAUCAUUGACACCUUCGUGGUGGAGAAUGCAAACGGUGAAGUAACAGAUUUCCUGAGCUUUUAUACGCUUCCCUCCACCAUCAUGAAUCAUCCAACCCACAAGAGUCUAAAGGCUGCUUAUUCCUUCUACAACGUCCACACCCAGACCCCUCUUCUAGACCUCAUGAGCGACGCCCUUGUUCUCGCCAAAAUGAAAGGGUUUGACGUGUUCAAUGCCCUGGAUCUCAUGGAGAACAAAACCUUCCUAGAGAAGCUCAAGUUCGGCAUAGGAGAUGGCAACCUGCAGUAUUACCUUUACAACUGGAAGUGUCCCGGCAUGGGGGCAGAGAAGGUUGGGCUGGUGUUACAGUAAUCAGUUGCCAGUGAGACUCUGGAUAAAGCCACUGAGAAUUCAAACCAGGAAAUGGAACCCCACCACUUGUCGGUCCAAUUUUCACAGACGUGAGAAUCCCUGGCAAAGGGAACAGAACUGAACCGGCUUUACCAAACCGCCGCUGAACUUGACAAUUGUAUUGCAUUGUGAUGGCGUAGGCUGCGCGAUGUCACCUCUGGCCGUGUCUCUGGCCUCCCUGUUUUCCACUUAAUCACAUCCUCACGCAGCCGUGAUCAAGGGAAUGUAACUGCUGAAAACUAGCUCGUGAUUGGCAUAUUAUGGAGUUAACGGGUGAAUAAUAAAAGUAUAUAUAUAUAUAUUAUAUAUAUAUAAAUAUUUUAAAUAUC